Molecule: messenger RNA, 3886 nt
Organism: Phaedon cochleariae (mustard beetle)
Lineage: Eukaryota; Metazoa; Arthropoda; Insecta; Coleoptera; Chrysomelidae
Source: the annotation of a GenBank genome assembly
AAUUCGCUGCAGCCAUUUAUGUUGUUCGCAUUUUACCAAGUGUAAAAAAAGAAAUAUUCACUAUUCAGGAUGACUGAUUCAAUGAACUUUGGUCCAGAUUGGAUUCGUAAUCUAUCUUCUGAAGGAUCAACAGGAGGUGGUAUAAGUGGAGGAGCUAAAUAUCAGCUUGCUGAUUAUCGGUAUGGUAGAGAAGAAAUGUUGGCUCUCUUCGAUCGGAAUUCUAAACCUCCUAUUAAUCUAUCCAAUUUUAAAGGUCUCUAUUCUGAGACCAGUCUACUUCCACUUGCUUUGUUGCCAACAUCUGAAGAAGAGAGGGGCUGGCAAGGAAGACCUACCACCUUAACGGGCCCGCCCCGAGGAAGGGGCGGCUCGCUCGAGCGGGGUGGCCGGGCGCCUAGAGGCCGAGGGACGUACCAGUACGGUCGGCCCUCGGGCUACGACGGCGGCUGGGGCAACGGCGAUCAGCCCGAGUGGAGUCCGCGGAAGGAGUACGGCAACCAGAGGACGAUGUCGCUGGACAAUUGGCGGCGGGCGAAAGCGAACGAGGAGGAUGACGGGUGGAGGAAUAUGGAGAAGUAUAAAGGGCAGCAAUGGGGACGUUCGUCCAGUUGGAGGGGUGAAGGUGAGUCGGAAGAAAGGACGGGACCGCCGCCGGAGAGGGGUGGACGUACAGGGUGGAGUGAAAGAGGAGGCAUGCCUGGUCGGAAGUCCUGGGACAAUGAGGAUCACUUGCCGGAAUGGGCGACGGAGAAUCCGAUGGAGAGUGGGGGUACAUUCGACGAGAGGGGGGCUUUCCAUGGAUCAGAUGACGAACAGGCGGAUGGGAAACCACCUUAUAAAAGAGAUACUGGUCUUCAUAAAUCAACGUCUCAGCAACAUAUUAUUAGCAGGACUCAACCACCUCCUUUAUCAUCAUCAAAAUCCACCACUUCGCUAGUAAGGGUGGAUGAUUCUUCCAGAAAGAGAGAGGUAUCUUCAACAGAGAGAGAAGAAGAUGUAAAGUUGACACAUGAACAUAGUAUGCCAGUGGAAAGAAAUAAAUCUGUGCCCAAGGUUCCUGAGAAAAUCGAUAAGGAUACCACAGUACGAGAAACAGUUACGUCAAGAAGUCCUCCAACAUUGGAAGAAAGACAUUCCGUAGUACCUAAUGGACCAGCUAGAGAAAUGCCCCGACCUGAUGACCGAGAUUUCGAGAGACUUCAGGAGGAUUUCGUAUUGAAAUUGGUGGUGGACGAGGAGGUACCGAAACACAUGCAACAGCCGCAACACCCGCAACAGCCUAUCGGCAAUCUCGAGGUGGGGAGUAUCCAGCCACCACCGAAUUUGGUAGCGCCACCAAUCGAUAAAUGGUUUUAUCAAGAUCCACAGGGGCACAUGCAAGGCCCGUUCUCCCACCUCGAGAUGGCCGAAUGGUACAAAGCGGGCUACUUCAGCAACCAGCUGAAAGUGCGCCGACCCUGCGACGAGCGCUUCUUCCUGCUGGGCGAGCUGAUCACGCUGUGCGGAGGCGCGAACCCCUUCCAGUCGGCCGUGCGCUUCCCGGUGCUCAAGAACGACGUCACCGAAAUGGCGGAUCCGGAUCUGUUGAAGUUCCAGUAUCUGUCACAGAUGGCGGCGUACAAGCAGGCGCAAGCGAGGAUGCUGCCGGAGCCAUGGAGCGCUAUCACGCUGCAGCAGCAGGAGCUCGCCGCGCAAAGACUGAUGGUGCAACAGCAGCAGGUUCCUCAAGAUCUUCAAUAUUUGCAACAACCCCAAGCAGCCAAUCCUCUGAUGCAUAUGAUUAACCAGAUGCAACAAGCAAACAAACUCCCCGGCCAAGGCGUCGCCGACAAACCCCCGCAAGGCCUGCCGGGCGGCCUCGAUCCCCACCUCCAGCUCCACAUGGGCAACAUCCUCUCCAUGCAGAGCCGCCUGCCCGCCUCCAACAUGGUGCCCAGCUUGCCCGCCGGUUUCACCUCGAACCUAUCGAACAACAUGCAGCCCGACGGAUUGGCCGCCGGCAUGUCAGGACUGCAGCCGCCGGGGGGCUUGCCAUUGGGGGGCAUCCAGACCAACGUACCAGUCAGUAUUGGCGGCAGUAUUAACAUUCAGAGGCCGACGUCGCACGCCUCGGUCGACCAGAUGGGAUCAAGUCAGGCCGAGGAUCCUAUUAGUAGUUUGUUGAAGCAGUUGCAGCAACAGAAGCAGCAGUCUCAACAGGCGGAUUCCCUCUGGCAGCAGAACUCGUUCCCUUCCAACCAUUCUCCUCCGCAAUGGCAAUCUCAAAACGAAAUUCCAAUGUCGAUGUGGGAUAUCCAGAACAGCGGCACGCCUUCACCUAUUCUAACGCCAUCGGAAAAACUACAACAGGCCAUCCAAGGCAAAAGUAAUGCAAUAAAACCCGACAAACCCAAGGAAAUCAAGAAAGAAGAACCUUCCGCUAAAGAACUGAAGAAGAAGAAAGAGUUGGAUGAAAAGCAGGCGAAAAAAGAUGCAGAAGAGAAACGAAGACAGGAACAGAAAAAAAUUGAAGCAGAUAGGAAAGCUGCGGAAGAAAAAAGAAAAAAAGAGGAAGAGCGAAUCAAGAGGGAAUUAGAAAAGGCUAAAAAGGAAGCUGAAGAAAAAAGGAUGAGGGAGCUAGAAGAAAAACGCAGACUCAAAGAACAGAGAAAACUAGAGGAGGAGGCCAAGAAAAAAACAGAUGAACAGAGGAGAAUGGAAGAGGAGAAAUUGAGGCAGGAGUUACAAGAGAGAGAAAGCAGAAGACAUGACGAGGAGAAGAGGCUACAGCAGGAACAGAUCCGGAUGGCGAAGGCAGCUCCUUGGUCCCAGCCGAACGCCAAUUCGGGCAUGAGCUUGACAGAAAUUCAGAAAGCCGAAAAGGAAAGAAAAGCUAUCGAUCAAGCCAUACAGAUACAAAGGAUGCAGGAAAAGGAAUAUCAGCAACAGCAGGCACAACCAGAGAAACCCCUUAGUGGUAUUCAGCUGAAUUGGGCUAAUAAGCCUGUCGAAACGAGAAAAGUGAAAUCCCUGGCGGAAAUACAAGCUGAAGAGCAAGAAAGAUUAGCAAAGCAAGUUGCUGAGUCUCGUCUCCAAAAAGAGAAAGAACCGGCACCCGUGACAAAUAAUGCCGGUAAUAUUUGGAAUGGCCAAAAUCUGACAUGGUCUAGUCCCCCGCCAACAAAUUCCCAGUGGCUACCGAGUUCUGCUGGUUUCUGGGACGAUUCUUCCAGCAGACACGUAUCAAACAAACCGUCCUCAGUAACUAAGAGUAAUUCUACUAGUACCUUAAGCACAAACGCUAAACAAGCGCAAGCUCCGAAACAACAACAGCAAGCGCAAAAACAACAAUCGAAACAACAGAAUAGCAAACCUAGGAAGGAAGAGCAGGGCAAAACCAAUCACAACAACAAUAACGGACCAUCGACAGACGAAUUCACCGAUUGGUGUUUCAAUACAUUAUCUAAUAUCUCCACGAAUGUAGAUAUUCCGACAUUUGUUACUUUUCUACGAGACAUAGAAUCCGCUUUCGACGUCAGAGAGUAUGUUAAGGAGUAUUUGGGCGAAAGCAACGCCACACACCAGUUCGCCAGCAAUUUCUUAGAAAAGAGGCGCUCGUUCAGACCCAGAAACAAUGCUCACAAGGACGACAUGUGUUCUCCCGCUCCUGCUAUUACCCCAUCCUCGCAACAUAGUACUGAAUUCCAAGAGGUUAAGGGCAAAAACAAGAAAAUUAAAAAAUCGAAAAUGUUCAAGGUGGACGCUCGUAUUUUAGGCUUUAAUGUGACUUCUGCCCCUGACCGAAUCAACGUGGGUGAUAGAGAUUACGGUGAUAAUUCUUAGAAGUAUGUAAUAACAGAUUGUUAAUAAUUGUACCUAAUUAUAUUAUACAUAUUAUAUGAUUUUU